Messenger RNA from Penicillium roqueforti, 1614 nucleotides. Its product is annotated as bZIP transcription factor. Gene Ontology annotation, biological process: regulation of DNA-templated transcription. The coding region runs from base 1 to 1614 and encodes 537 amino acids. NCBI's taxonomy places the organism in Eukaryota, Fungi, Ascomycota, Eurotiomycetes, Eurotiales, Aspergillaceae. The record is from RefSeq and is a predicted model, not a curated record. The transcript is spliced from 2 exons. Gene Ontology annotation, molecular function: DNA-binding transcription factor activity.
AUGGCCACCCGCACUACAGACGCCAAUGGGCAUGUGGCCCCUUCGCCCGACCUGUCCGACUUGCCUGAACGUGCGCAAUCUACUCCCCACGGACCCGAAGACUCGCGAAUCCCUGAACGUGCGACCUCGAUAGAUAGAGCAGGACUCUUGGAUAAUGGCGCGACGCCAGGACGCAAGCGCAAACUGAAUAGCAUGUCGUCAAGAGGUGUUGCCAACCUCACUCCUGAUCAGUUGGCGAAAAAGCGGGCCAAUGACCGCCAAGCGCAGCGCGCAAUUCGAGAAAGGACCAAGGGCCACAUAGAAGGUCUGGAGCAACAGGUCCGGGACCUGUCAUCACAAAAGCCCUACCUUGAUCUUCAAGCAGCUCUGCGUGAGAAUGAGUUGAUUCGGUCGGAGAACGCGGAGCUCCGCCAAGGGCUGAAAGCGGCAAUGGACAUUCUCCAACCAUUGAUGGCUAAGCCAGAACUGCGAGAUGCGUCUCAUUCUCUAGCUAUACCCAAGUCCGCCCCGCCCGCUUCGCAUACAUCCCCAUUGUCCUACACCGACCACCUCACCCCCUUUUCAGGCGAGAAAUCCUACCCCGAGUCUCUUGCCAGCCUUGAUACGCCUUCUCCGACUCAUUCUGCGCCUAAUUUCGGGAGUCGCCGCAACAGUACAAAUGGAAGCCCUCCGUCGGCAUCUCUCCGUGUCGCAUGGGACUCGCAACGCCAUAAUAUCACUCACGGCCUAGACCUCGGCUGCGAGGAGCGUCUAGGGUUUAAUUUCCUUCUUAGUGAUAUGCAUAGUGUUCCCAAAGUCGACGUUGUUCACCGCAGCACCCCAGAUAACCUCCGCUAUCCGCAGCUGAACCCUUCGUCUUCAAUAUACCCACAUCCCUCGACUACUCCCUCUAAACCAGGGCCACCUGCAUUCGCCGCUCCGGUACAAAACUUAACAGCGACAUGUCCGUUGGAUACCAUCCUUUUGGAAUUUCUCCAUAGCCGACAACGCGAGGCGGCUCAAGGCAUCCCUAGACAAAAAUUAGCCGGGCCACCGUACCCGAGUGUCUCUUCGCUGCUGAAUCCGGAGAGGAGCGUCUACUCUCAUCCAGUCUCAAAAGUCUUCACAGAUAUCCUGCGCGCCUUUCCAGACGUCGAUUCUCUGCCGGAGCAGGUUGCUGUCCUCUACUCCAUGUUUCUCAUCAUGCGCUGGCAAAUUUACCCUACGCAAGAGAAUUAUGAGCGACUCCCAGAUUGGUUAACCCCGCGCCCGACACAACUUCUCCAUCCACACCCUGCUUGGAUGGAUUACGUUCCCUGGCCGCGAAUGCGUGACAGGAUCGUUACCAAUUACCAGAACUAUCCGUUUGAGAAUUGGUUCAUCCCAUAUACGCGUGAGAUGAGCCUCAAUUGGCCUUACGAGGAUACGGACUGUUUGCUGUCAACCGGAGACUCGGACGAGCUGGUUAUCAACCCGGUCUUCGAACGGCAUAUGAGAAAUUUAUCCAAUUGGUCUUUGGGGCCCGGAUUUGCAAAAUGUUUUCCCGCUUUGGCAGACGCUACACGAAUCAUGCCGAAGCCAAAGCUCAACCCAUCAAGCGGAACAGACUCACAUAGUGGCUACACGACCACUUAA